This is a messenger RNA of Protomyces lactucae-debilis, 1248 nucleotides long. RefSeq lists its product as uncharacterized. The coding region runs from base 1 to 1248 and encodes 415 amino acids. The record is from RefSeq and is a predicted model, not a curated record. NCBI's taxonomy places the organism in Eukaryota, Fungi, Ascomycota, Taphrinomycetes, Taphrinales, Protomycetaceae. The transcript has a single exon.
AUGCGUGCGCCAAGCGCAAUUUCUUAUGUCUGGCUCUUUGUGACAACAUUGUAUCUGGUCUUGUUUCUCCACAACGUCACUGCCGCGGCGGGACGCACUGCUGGGUCCUCCAGCUCUCCAGCUGCAGCUGCUUCUAGUCGCAAGCGUGCAAAACCCGGAUCUUCAAUUAAACCACCACCUGCAGGAGAGACCGCAAACCCAUCGCCGGGGCAAGUGAAGCCAGCGAAGUCCGCAUACCACCAAAAGAGUUUCCCAGUCUGUCGAAAUGUGUCGGUUGGUUAUUACGGCCUAUUCGGAAAAGAACCUGGACCUGACCAAGGAGCGCCAGGUACUAGCCUAGCUCAGUUUCCCAAUCUUCCUAGCACGUUGGUCCCAGCUAGCGAAGGAUCUUGCGAGAUUAAAUGUCAGGAGAAGAUCCACCAAUUCGAGUUUGCUUUGGGCAACGCGAUCGUGCGGACUCUGCCGAUCUGUUGGGCAAGUCGCAGGUUCAGUAUUGUGCAACGAAGAGCACGCUCAAUGGUGUGCGGGGCUCCAGUGUCUCUAGGCUGCCGCUUGUCAUCUUCAUUGUGUGAGUGUACUUUCAACCUGAUCAUUCCUGAGCAAUUGAAUGAGACAAAACUCGAGAUGAGGCAUCACAGAAAGAAAUAUUUCAACGGAGUUGGACAAACGACGUCGUUGUGUGACAUGCAGCGCUUUCCGGCGACAAUGUCUGAUGAACUGGACAAAAAGAUCCUAGUUCGAGAGUCUGCGGUGUAUAAAAAUUCAAAGUCUGCUGAAGAAGAAGGGAAGCGAAGCUGGCCACUUUUCGAGUGGCACUCCAUGCCGAAUGAAGCUGUCAUACUGGGAAAUUCUUUUACUUGCCCCAAGCCACCAGCCAAGAUUCGGCCGGGGAGAGAAAAACCAGCCGGGCAAUGGAAGAAGGUGAUCACCGAGGUUUGUCUUUGUCCCAACAAUCGUGACAAUGGUGAGGGAGAGUGCAGCCAUAAGGAGUUGAUAUGCGAGACGAUCAGCUUGACUCAAGCCAUUGACAACUUGCGAAGGGGUGGAGGUGGACUGUUCGAUGUGUACAUGCAAAAGUUCCCCCAGCUGAAGGAUUAUGUGGCACCCAUCUCAGGCACAGCAAUAGCGACCGACCAAGUUCCGCAACAAGAUUGGGCAACGCUGCUUACUGCAGUUGAUUCGGUCCGUCGGAAAGGUUUGAACAUCGACCUCAACGUACCUGCUGCAGACGAAGGCGAUGAGCUUUGA